AUGGCUUCUCCGGCAGAUCCAGUGGCAGACGACCUUCAAAAGCUGGCAGAUGCGAUCGAAGCACUGCCUGCCGCAUUCCGAGCUGGUCGCCGCGAUGGCCCAGUAGCCAAGUAUCUCACACCGAAGCUGUCCGGGAACGAGGACGAUCCGGAGCCCGAGUAUCCCACAGGACCCGACGGAAUCUACGCAACCUUCAACAAGCCAUGGGAGCGUGUAUUCCAGGUCAGAGCAGGUCAGGAGCCGUCGGAGCGGUUGCAGCUAGUGUCACGGGGGAAAUAUGGGUUGUCGCUGGCACAUGCAUGGGCGAAGCACUAUGCUGGAAUCGCUUCCGAAGACGAGAAGGUGCUGAUUCAGCUUCGCAUCCAACAGCUGGUUACCCUUGUCGAAAGCGCCUUGAAGGAAGACGGGGAAGGAAAGGCUAAGGGCGGAAAAAAUGUUGCGAAAGGAUCGAAGCGAAAACGGGUCGCGACAGACUCGGAUAAUGGUUCAGACUUGAUGGAGAUUGACGAGCCUGCGGAGAUGUCAGACCCGAAGACGGCGAAAAAGAAGGCAAAGAGUCACGACAAAGUGCCUGCGACGCCCACUGAACGUCAGCAUCGUUUCAAGAAGGGGGAGAAGGAAGCGAGGGAAAAGGCAGCUCGCAAGAAGCAACGGGAGUCGUCUCAGAGCUCGGAAAGCUCUUCCGAGAGUGGUGGAGAGGACGACGAAGACGAAGGACCAGCGAGAUUGAGUGCGAAGGCAAAAUGGGCGCUGUCUCAAUUCAAGAAGCCCCGCGCGACGGACAAAACGGUGAAGGGAACUACAGAGAAGGCUGCGAUAUGGAAGGCUAACUGUCGCCACUGCAAUAAAUUCCGAACAACUACACGAACUCCCGGUCUCAACGACUUCGACAAAGAAACGCUCAAGCUUGGUGUCGCCAGCAACUUCAUUUCCCAUGCAGAAAACUGUCGCAACCGACCCGAAGAUCAAUCCUUCGAGCGAUACAAGGCAGAGAUGGAACGAGCAACGCAGGGGUUACCGCCGUUGCCUGCUAGCGAAUCGCUGACACCGCUCGAAAGACAGCAAGCCGCGAUGGGUCAAUUUGUCCAGCGUGGCAUCGAAAACCCAGCCAAAACAAUAACCAACCGCUCCUAUCGCCAACACCUCGUCGAAGCAAUCGUCGAAGAUGACUUGUCAUUCUGUGUCGCUGAAGGAGGUGGCACCCUACGACUUCUCAACCAUAUUGUCCCUCGACAUAUUACUCCGUCCCUCUCUCACCAAACCGUGCGACGAGACAUCGAUAUACUGCAUCGUGAAGUAGACAAGAAGUUGACGCGGAUACUACAGACAAAUGGAUCGAAAUUCAGUAUUGCGAGCGACAUUGUAACAACAAAAAACAUGGUCCACUCCUUCUGCGGGACGGUCGUUUUCUUCAUCGAUGACGAGUGGAAACUUCGCGACUAUCCCCUCGAUCUAAUUCCGCUCGAUGCGGACCACACUGGCCAUGGUGUUUCGAAGUUAAUCUACAAGAAACUCAAAAGGCGGAGUAUCGCUGGACGACUCAUGGCAAGGUGUGCAGCACAUGUUACGAACCUCAUUGCCCAAAAGAUAACCAGCUCGCUUGGCCUCACUCCUGCGGCUGAGGAAGUCGAUCUCUAUGAGCAGAACCGCAAGUUUCCUUUGGUCUACACGCCAGAGACGGAUCCACUCGUUGCUGAAGACACGGCCCUGAUGAAGGCAGAAGCGAAAUCGGAGGGCAAAAAGGGUGCGAACAAGACUGCAGCUGUGUCCAACGAGUCUGGUUCCGGCUCCGACAUCGAGAUCGAUGCACCUGACCAAUACUCGGACACGUCGAACAGUGGCGACAGCGAUAGCGAGACAGAUGACGAAUGGGCCGAUGUCGAUGAAGCAUCAGAUGACGGCCUUACCACCAAGAAAACAACGAAAACAGCGACCAAGGGAGGAAAGCGCAAGUCGAAGAAGAAAGUCUGGACGCCGGUGACCAAGGUGCACGCUGUUUGCGUCCACAUCUUACGCUCUCCGCAGCGACGCAAGAUUGCUCGAAAACUCAUUCGGCGCAAGGUUCCUAAGAAGGAUCGACAUCUGGUUUUCAUGCGUGGGAUGCCGAUCCGAUGGAACACUACACUGGCCGAGCUCAAUCGGGCAUUUACCUUGCAAUUGGGCUUUGAUGCAUUCGUCGAUAAAUUGGCCGAUGGGCUGCAGGGAAAGGCUCGCACGGCCGCGUUGGCCAAAAAACGAAAUUGGGAGAUGUCGGGAGAUGAUUGGACAUUUGUCAAGAAGCUCAUCGCAGCCUUGGGGGUCCUCGAGUUGGUGACUUUGGAGUUCUCGAAGAAGAAUGUGCCGACGAUUUCGAAAGUCCUUCCACUCUACAAGUUAAUGGAGACGAAAUUAACAGCAAUGGCAACGGAAUACGAGUCCGCGCCUCACGGUAUGGCCAAUGCAUUAAGGGCUGGUGCACAAAUCGCCACGAAGUACAUCGAGAAGGCACUGAUUGGCGACUACGCAUUACUCGGAGCAGUCCUUCAUCCUGCAAUUCGACUUGCCCAUUUUCAGAGCAACGUAUGGGACGCAACAAUCGCCGUUCGAGCAAAGCAGCUUCUAGUGAAUAUAGCAAAGGAAUACGCAACUAGCAGCAGCUCUGGGCAGCCGGACGCUGCUACGAGUGAUAGCACCUCGACGACAACUUCUUCAGCGAGCAAACCAGUCGGGGUCUUCGCCAUGGCCAUGGCCCUCAAUCGAGGCUCUACGAACAGCAGCUCCACCAGCUCGACGAAACGCGUGGAUGGCACCUACGAGAUCGACUUGUACCUUGGCAACAUCUCGCCGGUCGACGAUGGCUUUGACGAUCCUUUGACUUGGUGGAAGAAUAUUGCGGGAACACUCAAAAUAUUGUCCCAGGCCGCGCGUGACAUCUUGGCCAUUCCUGGCAUGAGUGUUCCAUCGUCUAAAGCCACCUUUCUUCAUGCCCUGCGCCGUUUCUUAUCGUGCCACAUCCUCACCAGCUCGUUCGGAAUCAUACUCGAGCUCAUCCUUAUGCGACGCUCCUGCUGUGCCGUCACCCAUGAAGCUUCUGGACGGGAUGAAAUCCCCGCAACGAAACAGACGCAAAAGCGACAGCAGCAGAAUUUUGAGCCUCGGCUCAAUUCUCCCUCCACACCUAACGUGCCAACCUAUCUCCUCUAA
This is a messenger RNA of Mycena indigotica, 3183 nucleotides long. RefSeq names its product Reverse transcriptase-RNase H-integrase. Lineage: Eukaryota; Fungi; Basidiomycota; Agaricomycetes; Agaricales; Mycenaceae. The transcript has 16 exons. The coding region runs from base 1 to 3183 and encodes 1060 amino acids. The record is from RefSeq and is a predicted model, not a curated record. Gene Ontology annotation, molecular function: protein dimerization activity.